AACUAUUUUCUUUCUUCCAAGAUGUCAACAGUAUUUUCUAGGACAAAAUAUAAGCUUGCGGAAAAGCUGUUGAAGGAAGUCGAUGUUUAUGGUCGCGCUAGUGUCAAGGAUAGGUCUAAGUUUCUAAAUAAGGUUACAUAUUUGUUUAUCAGUGAAUCUGUCUAAAUUCUUGAUGAAUGGGAAAUAUGUAUUGUGUUUUUUUAGUUACUUCCCCAGCCUCCUCCUCAAGAUGGUUUCUUAUCCUUCUCUCUUAUUUUCUUUUUGUCGAUUAGCACUCAUGCUAUCUGACAAAUGAUUGAAUAUGUGGCUUGCUGUAAAGACGAAACAGUUAAGACUUUAUUAAAAGAAAACAAUCAGUAGAAUGAGAAAAACAAUUGUAGAAUACAAGGCAAGUAUUCUCCGCUACUUAGAAUGGAAAGCACUUUUGCAACCCUCUGACAGUGGAUCACAAGUAGGAGGUAAAUAAGUUACAUUUCCCUAAUGAAGUUGCAAAAAAAAAAAAAAAAAAAAAAAAAAAAGAAAAAAAAAGGGCGAGAGAUAAACCUCCCCACAGGGCACUGAAGUCAAUGGUUCCCCCAUCCUGGUUUUCUUUUCCUUUUCUUUUUGAUCCUUGAACCAAAAUAGGUUUGGUUUGAAUAUAAACCUUAUACCCUUAACGAUUAAAUUUUCUUUCCCCGGUGAAAUACUACAUGAUAUGAUCUUGGGCAAAGAUGAGCAUAUAGUUUCUUGCACGGGAGAUAAACUUGUUCCAAAUUUUAAUAAAGAAUAAAGAGUGGUACAUAUACUAGAGGAGUAGAGGGGCUGGAAAAUGGUAGCUCAAGUACAGAUGUUAAGCAUAUCAUUUAGGCCCAUAAACAAUGGAUACUUCUUCGGUUGAUUUGACAUUACUGUGAAAUGUGCUUUUGGGGUUCCUCUAAUCUUUUACUCUAUUUGAUUGGCCUUUGUCCGUUUAAGUUAAUUAAACUAGAUGAUGGAUGGUAGAUGUUCUAUAUUUGUGAUCUUUGAUGAAUUGUUGAUGCAUUUAUGUCCAGCCUUUUUCCGUUUGUUAUAUCUCAGAACUCGGAUGUGCUGGUAAGGGAGUAGGAUGCUUAAUGUCUGCAAAUGCGUUUUCUCUUCGUGAUUAUUCAUUAUGAAUGGUGGAAUGCACACAUUAUGGGCUUCUGUGGUGAUGAGUUACGAUGGUUUAGAUGAUCUAAUUGAUGGUGAAGGAUCUAAAAACCUAUCUGAUAUUCAUCCUGAUGGAGGAGCAGAUGAUUAUGAUUUCUCCUUAAUGUGUAAACAAUUCUCUUCAAUCAUGUUGGGUUCUUCUCCACCUGUUGAACUAUUCAGUGGGAUAACAUCUAACCAUGGAGACAAUGGGCUUUGGGCCACAAAAAUUUGUAGAGAGUUUCUCUCUAGCUCUGUGGGUGAACAAUUGAUCAGUCCCGAUUCCCUAUAUGAGACAUGGCAAAUUUUGUUUUCGGGUGCGGCUAAUAUUCCUGAUACUUUGGAGACAGAAACAAGAAAAGACUUGCAGUUCACUGUAGAUAAACCUUCUAACCUGCCUCACCAUGGGGUCAAACAGAAUGAUGAAUUGGUUGAAGUAAUGCUUGAUCAGUCUAUUAGCUUUAUUCCUGGGCUCAGCAAACGGAACUCUCGUCAGCUGGAAAACUGUGGCCUUCACACAUUGCGCAAAUUGCUGCAGCAUUUUCCUCGGACAUAUGUUGAUCUGCAAAAUGCACAGGGUGGAAUUGAGGAUGGGCAAUACUUGAUUUUUAUUGGAAAAAUCAAAUCCUCAAGGGGAAUAAGAGCUAGUUAUUCUUUGUCAUUCCUUGAGGUGGUUGUCACUUGUGAUGUUGUAGAUAAUGAAUCACCAUCCACUUCUAGGGAUGAUAGUGCCGAUUUAAUGAGUGAUAAAGCUGAUAAUGUCAGGAAGAAAACAGUAUUUUUACACUUGAAAAAGUUUUUCCGUGGCACUCGCUUCACGUAUCUACCUUUUCUCAAGAGCAUAGAGGAGAAGCAAAAGGUGGGAGACAUUGUAUGUGUCAGUGGUAAGGUGCGAAUUAUGAGGUCAAAAAAUCAUUACGAGAUGAGGGAAUACAAUAUGGAUGUGCUACAAGAUGAAAAGGAUCCAUCUGUUUGUGCACAAGGGAGGCCGUAUCCUAUAUAUCCUUCAAAAGGAGGUUUAAGCUCUAACUUUCUUAGGGAUGUGAUUUCAAGAGCCUUAAAGGUGCUUCCAUCCAAUAUCGAUCCUAUACCUGAAGAUCUGGCUCAUGAUUUUGGACUCUUAUGCCUUCAUGACGCAUAUGCAGGAAUUCACCAGCCAAAAAGCGUAAAAGAGGCUGAGUUAGCUCGCAAGAGGCUUGUAUUUGAUGAAUUCUUUUAUCUUCAGCUUGGGCGGCUAUUCCAAAUGCUUGAAGGUCUUGGUACCAAAGUAGAGAAAGAUGGAUUGCUGGAUAAGUAUCGGAAAUCGGAAUUCAAUUUGAUAAACACAGAUGGAUGGUCCAUGCUGACUAAGAAAUUUCUGAAGGCUCUUCCUUAUUCUCUUACAUUGAGUCAAUUGCGAGCUGCUUCAGAAAUUAUUUGGGAUCUAAAGCAACCUGUUCCCAUGAAUCGUCUACUACAGGGUGAUGUUGGAUGCGGGAAAACUGUGGUUGCUUUUUUAGCAUGUUUGGAGGUUAUCAGUUUAGGUUACCAGGCAGCUUUUAUGGUCCCAACCGAGUUGCUUGCUGUUCAGCAUUAUGAGCAAAUUAAAAACUUAUUAGCCAACAUGGAAGCGGCAGAAUGCAAACCAUCAGUUGCUCUAUUGACUGGCUCAACAUCUACAAAGGAAUCACGGUUGAUUCGCCAGGGUCUCCAAACUGGAGAUAUCUCUUUGGUCAUUGGGACUCACAGCUUAAUCGCUGAAAAAGUGGAAUUUUCAGCUUUACGCAUUGCUGUUGUGGAUGAGCAACAUCGGUUUGGAGUUAUCCAGAGAGGACGAUUUAACAGCAAGUUAUAUUACAACUCAAUAAGUUCCAAGCUGUCUUCGAGUAUCUCGGACGAUUCCUCCAAGGACAGUGUAGUUAUGGCUCCUCAUGUCCUAGCUAUGUCGGCCACUCCAAUCCCGAGGUCACUUGCUCUAGCUUUGUAUGGAGAUAUGUCUUUGACACAGAUCACUGAUUUGCCUCCUGGAAGAAUUCCUGUUGAAACAUUUGUGAUUGAAGGAAAUGAACCUGGAUUUGAGAAGGUCUAUCAGAUGAUGUCUGAUGAGUUAGAAGUAGGGGGUAAGAUAUAUCUUGUUUAUCCGGUCAUUGAACAAUCCGAGCAAUUGCCUCAGCUUCGUGCAGCUUCUGCUGAUCUUGAGACUAUAUCUCAAAAGUUUUCAAGUUACAACUGUGGUCUCUUACAUGGAAAAAUGAAGGGUGACGAUAAAAGUGAAGCACUAAACCUGUUUAGAUCCGGAGAAACCAAUAUCUUGCUCUCAACGCAAGUUAUUGAGAUUGGGGUUGAUAUUCCAGAUGCAUCUAUGAUGGUUGUUAUGAAUGCUGAGAGAUUUGGAAUUGCUCAAUUGCAUCAACUUAGAGGACGAGUUGGACGUGGAGAAAGGAAGUCCAAGUGUAUAUUGGUGGCAUCAACUGACAGCAGUCUAAGUCGUUUGCAGGUGCUUGAGAAAUCAUCUGACGGUUUUUACCUCGCAAAUAUGGAUCUUGUAAUGAGAGGACCUGGAGACUUACUUGGGAGGAAGCAGUCAGGACAUCUUCCAGAGUUUCCUAUUGCUCGGUUAGAGAUAGAUGGAAAUAUCAUACAAGAUGCUCAUCUUGCUGCUUUGAAAAUCUUGGGUGAUUCUCUUGAUCUGGAGAAAUAUCCAAAGAUCAAGGCUGAACUUAGCAUGAGGCAGCCACUGUGUCUUCUAGGUGACUAGUCUCCAGCUAUGACCGGUAAGGCGUGAAGUUCCAAUUAUGAUGGCCUGGACACUCAACUAUAAAAUUUGCAUAGUAACUUUGUAUAUGAUUAGAAGAUCUUGAUGUACAUUAAUCAAUGAAAAACUUCAUUUUUGUACAUGCUGUAAAAGGGAUGUUGGUCCUUGUGUAUAUCCAAUUUUGUAAGACCUCUUCCAAGCUGCUACAACUUUGUCUUUAGAAGUUCAUUUGUGUUUCAUGGUAUAGAGGACCUAUUACACAGACAUAGCAGGUUUCAGUAUGUUUGAGAGAUGACACUAUCGAUGCUUUGGUACUGAAGACAGAUGUGGUAGCAGUUUUUGUUCUUCUCGUUGUACUUUAUUGUGUAUCUUGGGCAAAAAUUACUUGCUUAUUUGAAGUCAAGAGGCGGAUCUAGAGUACGUGUGGGUUCAUGUGAAGCUAGUAGUUUUUGUUUAGAUCUUGUAUGUAUAUAGUAAGAAAUCCCCUAAAAAUUCAUAAUUUUUUUACUGUAAGUUCAGUUAUUAUUGUACAUUAAUUUGAAAUUGUUGUAAGAAUUCAUAAACUUUAAAUUUUGAAUCCGUCUCUGUAUAAAGUGUCAUUCAAGGCUCAAACCUGUUGACAUUCGCAAGAAUAGCAACGGUGCCCAAACAAAUAAUUAUUAGAAUAACAGACUUUGGUUUGACA
Lycium barbarum (goji berry) is the source of this 4565-nucleotide messenger RNA. Its product is annotated as ATP-dependent DNA helicase homolog RECG, chloroplastic. Gene Ontology annotation, biological process: DNA recombination; DNA repair. The record is from RefSeq and is a predicted model, not a curated record. NCBI's taxonomy places the organism in Eukaryota, Viridiplantae, Streptophyta, Magnoliopsida, Solanales, Solanaceae. Bases 1130 to 3883 code for a protein of 917 amino acids. The transcript is spliced from 15 exons. Gene Ontology annotation, molecular function: ATP binding; DNA helicase activity; nucleic acid binding.